AUUUUUCUUAGACAUUCCAGUGUAAUGACCAAAAACAGCCUCACAGGAGUUUAAAUAACAUACCCAAAGUUGACUCUGCUCAGUAUCUGAAGAACCUCUAAAGAUGAAAUACCUUGUGGCUAUUGUAUUGAUUGCUGGUACCUAUUUGAUUGUGUGUGAUGCAGGCUGUUUUUACCAGAAAGCUAAAGAGAGUGAAGGGCCUGUAAAGGGAUGUCUCUAUAAGGGAAAAACGUAUAAACUUGGCGAAUCGUGGAGAACGGAGCACUGUUUUGACUGUUGGUGUGGCAAAACCGGGGAAAUGCAGUGUUGUCAAGCUUAUGGAACACCAUAUAGCCGUGACAGGAACUGCAUAUUCAAAUUUGACCGGAAAGCCUGUGAAUACAUCCUAAUACCAAAUGAGGACCCAAAAAAGCAAUGCUCUGGAUAUGGCAUGGUGGGCUGAAUACAUUCUGCUGGAAUCAUCAACAGUGUUAUCUCUUUCAAGAAUUUGAAUGAUGAAUUAUUGCACCCAGUAGCAUGUAAAAUAAAUAAUUACAUCAAGAAAAGAUACUAGAAUAAUAAAAUAUAAUCUAUAUUCGUUGCUGCACAAAUAUUGAUUUACUGUAUGACUGAUUGGAGUAAUUUAUUAUCACUUCCUGAAUGUUAUUUUAGCAAAAAUAACUCUUGAGAGAUAAUAACCAGUGAAGUUCUGGAAGGAACAAGAGUACCAAGUUUGUUUAACACUUAUGCAGAAAUAUUCUGUCUGGCCAUAUAAAUAGAUUUCUUCUAAGUUCUAAGUGGCUUUAAACCAGCCCUGUACUGCAAAUUAAUUACAGUAAUGCCCCCCCCCCCCCCACCUUUCCUGGGCUUAUUCACCUUCCAUGCAAUCGACCCCCCUUUCCACAUUAUCUACUUCCAGUUAUGGGUGGUCUUCUAUGCUGUAUGUAGUAAAGGAAGCACUGUUCUCUGCAGCAUUCUCCCUGAAUCUAGGCCAGUGUGAUAAUACACUUCUGGGGGGCGUGUCCAUGACAACCUGAGCUCACAAGACACUAGGCGAUAGUAAAACUAAAAAAGGAAAUUAAGAUCAUAUUAAAGCAGUCUGUGUAUAAAAACACAUGUACCCUUUAUAACAAUAAAAUAACAAUAAAACAACAUACUGUAUAUCUAAAUCAAUAUUCAACCAUUAGGAGUCAGGUAGCCCACUGAUAGAACCAUUUGAUUACUAAUCUGGAAACCUCUCUAAUUCUAUUUACACCUUGCCAGUUAUUCCUUAUUCUACUUGUCCCCAUACUUUUAAGACUGGGAGGAUCUUCACCAUGAACUCUUGAGAAAUGAAAAGAUACGCAACAUGUAACAUGUUCACUCUACAUACUGCUAUCCACAUGGGCAUUCCCAUGUAAUCUGUGAUGACUUAUUCACAACAUUUGAAACCUAAAUGUAUCUCAAAGUAGGGGCUUUUUUGCAUAAUAUUGAUGAUUUUUUUCUUGGAAUAUUUUACUAAUUCCCCUGUCUUCUUGUAAAAUAGGCCAGCUUUUCCCAAUAAUAUUUUUAAGAUCCCUGUACUGAUUACAGAAAUUAUUUCUAAAUGAUAUAUUUCCUCUAGUAAAAUUAUUCUUCCUACAUUAAUUUCAUAUGUAUUUAUUGCAAGAAAUCAUCCCAUUGUAGGUUAGCUACACAUUCUAUGUCAUUAUCUAAAGGUUCCCUUAUCGUAUUCUUUUUCAAGGAAUCUUUCUUUCAAGACAUACAUAACGUACUACCAGUUCAUUACAGUUCUGUCUGAGGCAUAUGAACUGUCCUCUCAGAAUGUUUCUCACCCAUGUAGAUUUGAAAUAUGUUUUAGUAUUAGGUAUUAAGCUUAUUCCCAUAAACUCAAAUAGUGAGGUCAAGAAAUGUUCUAAUUAAAAAUGUAUUACAUCAUUGUUACUA
This is a messenger RNA of Rana temporaria (common frog), 1905 nucleotides long. RefSeq names its product beta-microseminoprotein-like. The transcript has 4 exons. Lineage: Eukaryota; Metazoa; Chordata; Amphibia; Anura; Ranidae. The coding region runs from base 104 to 442 and encodes 112 amino acids. The record is from RefSeq and is a predicted model, not a curated record.